AAGAAAAAGGCUUAAUUCGAAUCCUUUCCACAAACGAGCAGUUUUGCAUGCCGAAGAUCAGUCGCAGCGCAAUCCUAGGCAGGUCUACUCUGGAGCAAGCUCCGUGGGGUUUGCUCCCAGGAAGACUUUUGAGGAUGUGGCUGUGUGAGUUUCAUGGACGUGUGAAGAUCUGAUGAACUCAGACAGAUGAAUUCUAAUUGUGGGUGUCCUGCAAGAAAAUCACAGGAAUAUGGCCUCUCUGGAGUUUCCGAACGUGACCAUAAAGCUGGAAGACGAAGAUGAGAUACCAUGGCUCCCGAAUAAUAACCAGGGAUCAGAGGAUAUUAAGAAUUUCCCAGGCGACCGCUCAGCAGGAUUCCCUGUUCCUAAAACUGAAGUGGUCCAUGGGGGAGAUCCAUGGACCCCAGAGCCUGUUUUGGAGGAAAGAGAGAUCCCAGCAGACUACGGCUCGGAGCUUCCGGACGUGAUAAUAAAGUUGGAGCAGGAAGAGGUGCCGUACGUUCCCUGCCGCCCGGUUUCGGAGGCCAGUGUGACAUUCCAGGCGGCCCGCUCAGGAGAUGGACGCGACAGAAUAUUCAUGGGAGAAAUGCCAUAUUAUUCAGGCUUUGGGAGAAGCUUCGGCGACAAACAAGGCCUUGUCAAACAGGAGAGCCAACACCCCACAGAGAAACCACACAAGUGUUCCUGCUGCUCUAAAAGCUUCAUGAAAAGAUCCAACCUUCGCACCCACGAGAGAAUCCACACAGGAGAAAAGCCAUUUCGGUGCUCCGAGUGCGGGAACAGCUUCAGCGACGGAUCCAGCCUCAUUCGGCAUAAGCGGAAACACACGGGCGAGAAACCCUACAGUUGCUCAGUAUGUGGGAAACGGUUCAACCAGAGCUCCAGCCUUAUCAGGCACGAGAGAAGCCACACUGAGCAGAGACCUUACAAAUGCUUAGAGUGUGGUAAGAGAUUCAACCAGAGUUCGACCUUGGUCAGACACGAGAGGAUCCAUAGAGAACAAAAACUCUUUAAAUGUCCGGAUUGCGACAAAAGAUUUAUUCAGACUGCGAGCCUCCUUGCACAUCAGAGAAUCCACCGGGGCGAAAAGCCGUAUAGCUGCUCCGUGUGUGACAAGGGCUUUGUUCAGAGAUCAAACCUCCUCAUUCACGAGAUGAAACACACCGGCUUGAAACCGUUCAAGUGUUCAGACUGUGGGAAAGGGUUCAAUCAGAACUCGAGCCUUGUCAUACACCGGAGAAUCCACACCGGAGAAAAACCGUACAAUUGUUCCCACUGCAGGAGACCUUUCAGCGACAAAUCGAGCCUUAACAAACAUGAGAGAGCCCACAGAGGGGACAAGCCGUUUAAGUGCUCUACCUGUGGGAAAAGCUUUGUCCGGAGGUCGCACCUUCUCACACACGAGAGAAUCCACACGGGAGUGAAGCCGUUCAAAUGUUCGGACUGCGGGAAAAGCUUCAGCAGCCGGUCGCAUCUGAUACGGCACGAGGGGACUCACACGGGCGAAAAGCCCUACGAUUGCUCCUUCUGCGGGAAAAGCUUCAACAGGAAGUCCAACCUGACGAAUCACGAGAGGACGCACACGGGAGAGAAGCCCUAUAGGUGCUCCGACUGCGGGAAAAGCUUCAGCGACAGGUCUAGCCUCAUCAAGCACGAGAGGAUCCACACGGGCGAGAAGCCCUACAGCUGCGCGGCCUGCGAGAAAAGCUUCAGCGACAAGUCGAGCCUCAUCAGGCACGAGAGGAUCCACACGGAGGAGAAGCCUUACAAAUGUUCGGACUGCGGGAAAGGGUUCAACCAGAGCUCGAGCCUCAUCGUGCACGAGAGGACCCACACGGGGGAGAAGCCGUUCAAGUGCUCAGACUGCGGGAAAGGCUUCAUUCGGAGAACGAUUCUCAACAAGCACGAGAGAACCCACACGGAGGAGAAGCAGUGAAAGGAGGCCGGGACUGUGAACGUGGCUCGGGUCUUCUAAAGCUGUGAAGAAACUCCGCUGGAAUGAGACUUAUUAGGCCUAAUAUAGUGGUAGCGAUGCAGCUGUGAAACAAUAAGUCCCCGGUUUGGUGAGAUCGCCUCUGUUGUGAUCUCAGGUCACCUUAGGCGAGCUAAUCCUCCCAACAUUUGGGAUGUGGAUUCACACCUGAGCUGUGGCCCAACACAGAAUUAGGCCUAAUUAAAAUUCACUGAUUACAGUGAGCUGAACAUGCUCAACCCCAGCGUCA
Lacerta agilis (Sand lizard) is the source of this 2222-nucleotide messenger RNA. RefSeq names its product zinc finger protein OZF-like. Gene Ontology annotation, biological process: regulation of transcription by RNA polymerase II. The coding region runs from base 230 to 1936 and encodes 568 amino acids. Gene Ontology annotation, molecular function: RNA polymerase II cis-regulatory region sequence-specific DNA binding; DNA-binding transcription factor activity, RNA polymerase II-specific. The transcript is spliced from 6 exons. Lineage: Eukaryota; Metazoa; Chordata; Lepidosauria; Squamata; Lacertidae. The record is from RefSeq and is a predicted model, not a curated record.